Messenger RNA from Corticium candelabrum, 674 nucleotides. Its product is annotated as protein phosphatase 1 regulatory subunit 12B-like. Gene Ontology annotation, molecular function: protein binding. The coding region runs from base 77 to 538 and encodes 153 amino acids. NCBI's taxonomy places the organism in Eukaryota, Metazoa, Porifera, Homoscleromorpha, Homosclerophorida, Plakinidae. The record is from RefSeq and is a predicted model, not a curated record. The transcript has 7 exons.
AGAUGUUGCGUGCUUAGUCGCCACGCCCCAGACGUCGUCAAGACGAAAAAGGUCACCUUGUGCUAAGCAGACAAGAAUGAGUGAGAGAGACAUCACAACAUUGAAUCGCCAACUACUGAGCGCUGUAGGGAGCCAGUCACGUGAUGAGGUUGAACGACUUCUGGACCUAGGAGCUGAAGUUAAUGCGUGUAUUGAAUUUGGAUGGACUACACUGAUGGAAGCUUUUUUGUAUGAAGGGGCAGGUGUCAACGGAACUAAUGUUAUGGGUGGAACUGCUCUAAUGUAUGCAGCAUUGUAUGGUUAUGAUGAAAUCAUCGAAAUUCUAUUAACAGCAACAGCAAAUGUUAAACAAAAGGAUGAGGAUGGUAAGAAACCCUACCAACUGGCUGAUAGAAAACUGAGAAGACGACUAAGGAAAGAUGAACAGAAGUAUGCUGUUCUGUAUGCUGAGGGCUUAGUGAGAUCAGAAAUCAUGAAAUUGUGUUUCAUUGGUAAAGAAGGAGCAUUAAAGACGACACUCAUGGAGGCUCUCAAAUGAAGAUUGUUGAAGUGGAUUUUUGCAAACUAGAAUCAAGCAGAUGACCCACAAUGUGAAGAGGAACACACAAUUGGUAUCAACGUGAUGACAGUUGAUAUUCCAGGAGUGGGUCACUUUUCAGUGUGGGACUAUGCAG